AUGGCAGAACCUACAACCAAGCACGCAGGUGCUGAUGAUAUUGUCGAUGAUAUGAAAAGUUUAAGUCUUGGAACGUCGAGUCAUAUUUAUAAAAACAUUAUGUUAGUUGUUAAACUAGGUGAUGCGUCUUUAGUCUACUUAACUAGAGAGUUGAUUCAAUGGAUGUUAACUAAUUUUCCUAAAAUUACAAUUUACCUUCAAGAUGUUUUCGACGGUUCAAAAGAAUUAGAUGCCAAGGAGUUAAUUGCAGAUUGCAAAACUAGACAUGAAAGACUGCAAUAUUGGAGUGUCGGCUCCAUUAAGGAAGUACAUGAAAAUAUUGACUUGGUGAUAACUUUGGGGGGUGACGGCACUGUUUUGUUUGUAGCAGGCUUAUUCCAAAUGAAAGCUCCCCCAAUCAUGUCAUUUGCACUUGGGUCAUUGGGCUUCUUAACAACUUUUAACUUUGAAAAUUUCAAAAAAGAUCUAAAAACUGUCCUGAAUGGUGAGAACAGACUCAAUGUCAGGAUGAGAUUGUUUUGUAAACAUUUCACCAGAAAACCAAAUUCGGUAGACGAAGAAACUGGUGAAACUGUAUACACUUACGAGGUAGCAAGAGAAUACCAUGUUCUAAAUGAAGCUACUAUUGAUCGUGGUCCUUGUCCAUAUUUAUCUGAUAUUGAAAUAUACGGGGACGGUACAUUAUUUACAGAGGCACAAGGUGACGGUGUCAUUAUAGCAACCCCAACAGGUUCAACAGCAUACUCUUUAAGUGCAGGUGGGUCGUUAGUACACCCUCGUGUUAAUGCUAUUGCCAUCACUCCAAUUUGCCCAAAUACCUUAAGUUUCAGACCAAUCAUUUUACCUGAAGAUAUGGUACUACAAAUUAAGGUACCCGUUACAGCUAGAGGGACCGCUUGGGUUUGUCUUGAUGGCAAAGUAAAUUUCGAACUAGCAAAAGGUGAUUACGUCAUAAUGGCAGCUAGUCCAUUUCCAAUUCAAACAGUUGAAUCGUCGGCUGCUCAGUACAUCCAUAGCAUAAGAAGAACUUUGAAUUGGAAUAGAAGAAUGCCACAGAAAUCAUUCUCUGAUAUCCUUUCACCAAAAAAUAAAGUGAAAUAUGAUGAUUGUCAAAGGGCUAAGCUUCCAAUUGAUGUCGUUGACAAGAUAGAAGAUUAA
This is a messenger RNA of Tetrapisispora phaffii CBS 4417, 1158 nucleotides long. RefSeq lists its product as uncharacterized. Gene Ontology annotation, biological process: NAD+ metabolic process; NADP+ biosynthetic process. The transcript has a single exon. NCBI's taxonomy places the organism in Eukaryota, Fungi, Ascomycota, Saccharomycetes, Saccharomycetales, Saccharomycetaceae. Gene Ontology annotation, molecular function: NAD+ kinase activity. The record is from RefSeq and is a predicted model, not a curated record. The coding region runs from base 1 to 1158 and encodes 385 amino acids.